Messenger RNA from Arabis nemorensis, 1053 nucleotides. Lineage: Eukaryota; Viridiplantae; Streptophyta; Magnoliopsida; Brassicales; Brassicaceae. The record is from the annotation of a GenBank genome assembly.
AUGGGAAAAGGCGGUUCACUCAGCGAUGGAGUCAUCAAGAAGAUCAUCCUCUCCUACACAUACGUCGCGAUCUGGAUCUUCCUCAGCUUCACCGUAAUCGUCUACAACAAAUACAUCCUCGACAAGAAGAUGUACAAUUGGCCUUUUCCGAUCACACUCACCAUGAUCCACAUGGCUUUCUGCUCUUCCCUCGCCGUUAUCCUCAUCAAAGUCUUCAAAGUCGUCGAGCCAGUUUCAAUGUCACGAGAUACCUAUCUCAGAUCUGUCGUACCAAUCGGGGCCUUGUACUCACUCUCUCUCUGGUUAUCGAAUUCCGCUUACAUUUACCUCUCCGUCUCCUUCAUUCAGAUGCUUAAAGCCCUAAUGCCUGUCGCCGUUUACUCGAUCGGAGUUUUGCUUAAGAAGGAAUCGUUUAAAUCGGAGACGAUGACUAAUAUGCUCUCGAUCUCUUUCGGUGUUGCGAUUGCUGCUUAUGGUGAAGCGAAAUUCGAUACUUGGGGAGUUAUGCUUCAGCUUGGUGCUGUUGCUUUUGAAGCUACGAGGUUGGUUUUGAUUCAGAUCUUGCUCACUUCUAAAGGAAUCAACCUUAAUCCGAUUACUUCUCUGUAUUACGUUGCUCCUUGUUGUUUGGCUUUCUUGUUCUUCCCUUGGAUCUUCGUAGAAUUGCCGGUUCUUAGGGAAACGUCGAGUUUUCACUUCGAUUUCGUUGUUUUCGGAACGAAUUCGUUAUGUGCAUUCGCUUUGAAUCUUGCUGUGUUCCUCCUUGUUGGGAAAACCUCGGCUUUGACUAUGAAUGUUGCUGGUGUGGUCAAGGAUUGGCUCUUGAUUGCGUUUUCUUGGUCUGUGAUUAAAGAUACGGUUACGCCGCUUAAUCUGUUCGGUUACGGGCUUGCGUUUUUGGGUGUUGCGUAUUACAAUCACUGCAAGUUGCAGGCAUUGAAGGCUAAGGAUGCUCAGAAGAAGGUUCAGCAAAGUGAUGAAGAAGCUGCUGGGAAGCUUUUGGAAGAGAUGGAAAGUGAAAAUGCUGGAAAAAGAAACGAAACCGAAGACUGA